This is a messenger RNA of Schistosoma mattheei, 2346 nucleotides long. Lineage: Eukaryota; Metazoa; Platyhelminthes; Trematoda; Strigeidida; Schistosomatidae. The record is from the annotation of a GenBank genome assembly.
AUGAAUACUACUAAUACUACAACUAACAAUAUUAUUAAUGAUACUAUAUGUUUAGAGAUAUAUUCAUCAAUGAUUUGGCCUGAUUACAAUGUUAGUAGUAUGGUAUUAAGAAGUGAUUGGCAAUUAAAUGCUACAUUACAACAAACUACAACUAUUACAGAAUGUAUUCCAAAUAAUGGAAUAGUUAUGGCUCUUAUAUUCAUGUCUGUAUUAACCGCUACAAUAGCAUUUUCAUUAGUUGCUUUCUUGUUAGCAAGAUGUUAUCGACGACGGAAAAUGUAUCGUGAAGGACCUAAUAAACUAAUUCUUUAUCCAGAUGAUGUUGUAUUCAUGAAAACUCAAAAAACAGUUAAACAUACUACACCAAGUAAUGUUGAUCUACGUUUUCCAACAAUGACUAGUGAAACAAAACUUAAUGGAUCAACAACCAGUCAUAUAAAUCAAGGUAAAAUAGACAAUCAAGCAAGAUCAUUGGUGUCAGUUAUGAGUGGUGAUGGAAUUGAAGAUACAAAUGUUGCACGUUAUAGUAAUGGUUUAAUUUAUAUAAAACGUUUAGAAUUGAAUAAUGCUGCAUUAAAGAGAAAAUUUUUAGAUCAUGUACGUUUGUUAAGAGAGAUCCGUAAUGAAAAUGUCAAUCCAUUGAUUGGUUGUUAUGUUGAUAUUAGUGCAUUAUGCCUGGUAUUUGAUCAUUGUACAAGAGGAAGUUUAAAAGAUAUAAUCAAGAAAGAGUCCAUAAAUUUAGAUUGGGAAUUUAAACUUUCCUUAAUAACGGAUGUCGUCAAAGGUAUGAGAUAUAUUCAUUCAUCUCCAAUUAAAAAACAUGGUUGGCUUAAAUCUACAAAUUGUUGUGUAGAUGGUCGAUGGGUUGUAAAAAUAACCGAUUAUGGAUUAACAGAAAUUUUCAGUAUUUAUGGUACUAAUCGAAAGAUGAAAGAUGAAGAAUGGUUAUGGACAGCACCAGAACAUUUACGAGAAGAAACAAAUAUUUAUAGUGGCAGCCCGAAAGGUGAUGUUUAUUCAUUUUCUAUUGUGAUGCAAGAAAUUAUUACACGGGAUGAACCUUAUGGAAUGCUUGGAUUAAGUGCAUCAGAAAUAUUGAGUAAAGUUCGUAAACCACCACCACUAUGUCGACCGAAAGUUUCACAGUCUGAAGCUCCUCCAGCUUAUUUAGAAUUUAUGAAACGUGCAUGGGCAGAAAGUCCUGUAAUGAGACCAACAUUUGAAGAAAUCUAUCAACAACUUAGACAACUUAAUCAAGGAAAAAAAAUCAACAUCGUAGAUCAUAUGUUCAAGAUGAUGGAAAAGUAUUCAGCUGACUUAGAAGAUCAAGUACGUGUUCGUACAGAAGAAUUGGAAACUGAAAAGAAAAAGACUGAAUUACUAAUAGCAAGGAUGCUUCCUCCUGUUGUAGCGGAAACCCUAAUGUCUGGUAAACCCGUUUGUCCUGAAGCAUUUGAUGAAGUGACAAUCUAUUUCAGUGAUAUUGUUGGUUUUACAACAAUAUCUGCAUUGUCUACACCAUUUCAAGUUGUUGAUUUGUUAAACGACCUUUAUACAAUGUUUGAUUCAACAAUUGACUUUUAUGAUGUAUAUAAAGUUGAGACAAUUGGAGAUGCAUACAUGGUUGUCUCCGGUUUGCCAAUACGUAAUGGUCAGUUGCAUGCAGGAGAAAUUGCUACUAUGGCUUUAGAUCUGUUGAGUGAAUGUGGAACAUUUGUAAUUCGUCAUAUGCCAGAUGUACCACUUCGUUUACGCAUUGGAUUGCAUUCAGGAUCAUGUGUUGCUGGUGUAGUUGGAUUAACAAUGCCACGAUAUUGUUUGUUUGGAGAUACAGUGAACACUGCAUCUAGAAUGGAAUCAACAGGAUCUGCUUUUCGUAUUCAUGUUAGUCCAACUACAAAAUCAAUUCUGGAUGUUUUGGGCGGUUAUCAUUUACAAUUACGUGGUAAAGUUGAAUUAAAAGGCAAAGGUUUAGUUGAUUCAUUUUGGUUAAUUGGAAAAGAUAAUUUCAAUAAACCCCUACCUGAUCCACCGCCAUUAAUUGAGGGAGAUAAUCAUGGUUUGGCUUCUCUACUUAAACCAGAAGAAAUAAAAGCAAUGGCUGAAAAAAAUAAAACCGAUAGUAUUGAAUCAGUUGAAAAGUUGAAAAAUGAAGAUAUGCAAACCCACGAAGAAGAAAAAACACAUGGUAAUAAUUCACUUAGACGAAAAUCUAGCAGUUAUUCAGUCCAUUUUACUGGAGAAAAUUCCGAUCAGCCUAAUAGAUCUUCACAGAAUACUGAACGAAAUAAAACUGAUAAAACACAUCGUAGAUCAAGCAAAGGUCCAUUGCCUCCAGUUAAUUGA